Cynocephalus volans (Philippine flying lemur) is the source of this 419-nucleotide messenger RNA. It is a transcript of the gene SPRR4, whose product is annotated as small proline rich protein 4. The transcript has a single exon. Bases 1 to 228 code for a protein of 75 amino acids. The record is from RefSeq and is a predicted model, not a curated record. NCBI's taxonomy places the organism in Eukaryota, Metazoa, Chordata, Mammalia, Dermoptera, Cynocephalidae.
AUGUCUUCUCAGCAGCAGCAGCAGUGCCCACCCCAGAAGGUUCAGCAGCAGCAGGUGAAGCAGCCCUGCCAGCCACCCCCUGUCAAAUGUCAAGACAUGUGUGCAUCCCAAACCAAGGAUCCAUGUGCUUCCCAGGCCAAGAAGCAAUGCCCACCCAAGGGCACAGCCAUGCCAGCCCAGCAGAAGUGCCCCUCAGCCCAGCAAGCCCCCAAGAGCAAACAGAAAUAAGGAUGGACUGGGGAUUACCACCUAUCCACCAUUCAUGCUACCAGAUGGAGCUCUCCUUCCUGCUCCUCUCCCUCUGCUCUCCUCUCCCACCUCCUCUUACCCAGGUCCCAAUGAAGCGUUGUGAGGAUUUCUUCCCACUGAACCCCUCAUCACCCUUUCUCCAAGGCUUCUUCUAUAUCCCACCCUAACAC